AGUUGUGCAUACACGCGGGCUUACUACUUACGCGCUCAUUCCAAUAAACAGUAUUCAUACACUGUAAAUUUAUGUAGAAUUCACAGACAUUUUAGAAUUUUUCUUCGAAAUUUGUGGAUUAAUGUACGAAAUAAAUGCGAAAACUGCAUAUAAUACAUUAGGACUGGUAUUCUGCGGCUUGCAACUAACUUUCCUGUAUUCCUUGUUACGUGACUUUUAAUUAUUCGAUUAAGUAUCGCUUAAAAUUUCCCGAAAUAAUUACGGAAUUAUGAGCAGUAAACUCAUUGAUGUUGAUGUGAAUCUGCUUGAUUCAACCACACGGAGCUUCCAUCUUCCCCUUCGUGCAAUCGGACAUGAACUGUACACAAUGGUGGUUGAACAUCUUCAACUGGUCGAAUAUGAUUAUUUCGACUUAGAAUAUAUUAAUAAGGAUGGUCUUCAUUGUUGGUUGGAUCAUUCAAAAGCUGUAAACAAACAAGUGAACCUAUCGAAAAGAUUUCUGUAUUCUUUUGUUGUGAAAUUUUACACACCUCAUCCAAAUUUAUUAGAGGACGAGUUAACCAGAUAUUUAUUUGCUUUACAAAUCAAAAAUGAUCUACGCUCUGGUCGGCUACAAUGCAGUGAAAGUACUGCUGCUCUUUUAGCUGCUUUUGUUGUACAAGCUAAAGUCGGUGAUUUUCUAGAGGAUAUCUACCAGGAUCAUUCCUACUUGAUCGGCUUACACCUAUUGAAUCAACCCAGUGAAGAUAUGCUAAAGAAAAUUGCUGAAUGUCAUCGUAAUCUUAUAGGACAGACACCAGCUGAAGCCGACUAUAAUUUAUUGGAUACUGCACGAAAAGUUGAACUUUAUGGAGUUCGAUUUAAUCCGGCUAAGGAUAAUAUUGGAUUAAAUGUGAACUUGACUGUCAUUCACUCAGGGAUAUGUGUUUAUCAAGGCGGUGUUAAAACAAAUAUGUUUUCAUGGGCCAGAAUAAGAAAAUUAAGUUUUAAACGGAAGAAUUUCUACAUAAAAGUACAUCCUGAAGGCUAUGAUGCUAUUGGAUUCUCGUUUAGCACACGAAAUGAAUGUAAAAGCUUUUGGAAACAGUGCAUUGAACAUCAUUCAUUUUUCCGAUGCCAAGCUGUUAGAAAUGUCGGCCGAAAAAGUCGUGUUGUUUCUAAAGGCUCCUCUUUUAG
Molecule: messenger RNA, 1176 nt
Organism: Trichobilharzia szidati
Lineage: Eukaryota; Metazoa; Platyhelminthes; Trematoda; Strigeidida; Schistosomatidae
Source: the annotation of a GenBank genome assembly